Bicyclus anynana (squinting bush brown) is the source of this 13175-nucleotide messenger RNA. It is a transcript of the gene wb, whose product is annotated as laminin subunit alpha-1. Gene Ontology annotation, biological process: axon guidance. NCBI's taxonomy places the organism in Eukaryota, Metazoa, Arthropoda, Insecta, Lepidoptera, Nymphalidae. Gene Ontology annotation, cellular component: basement membrane. The transcript is spliced from 51 exons. The record is from RefSeq and is a predicted model, not a curated record. The coding region runs from base 505 to 9831 and encodes 3108 amino acids.
UAUAUUCAGUUUAAUUCCAGUCUCUGUGUAGAGAGGUGUGUUUCUUUGCCAGUGUUUCGUUAAACUUUCCUCGCGAUCUAUAAAUCGCGAACUUUUGGAACGACAAGAUUUGUGAAGUUAUUUGAUGUUGUUGUGGUUUUAUGUUAUUAAAUUAAUAAUAACAAUUAUCUAUUAGUAAUAAUAACUAUUCGACACUGAGGUUUUUGGUCAAAACUUUAAUAAUUAAUUAUUAAUUAAUAAAUUAAUAAAUAGUAUUAAUUAAUACGUUUAAAAACUUUUUAUUAACUUUUAUUAACUUUGUUCGUUUGUUUAAGUACAUUUUAUAAGAUAUUUUAUAUUAUUGAUUACAAUAUAAAUUCGCAGUUUGCCUCAAAAAUUUCCCUACGAUUUUAAUUAAUAGUCUGAGAGCAAUACUUGAAAAAUGCAGUGACUUGUGUACAUUUAAAUUUUUUUGGGUGAAAAUCUAAAAAAAUAAAGUGGAGCAUAGUGGUGUGAUGGUGUAGAAUGUGGUGCCGUGCGCUGGUGUUGGCGCUGCUGGUGGCAGCGGUCGCUGGCAAAGGGAAGAAGCAUCGGCAUCAGAAACCAGGUCGCGCUGUCCUGGACCGCUUGAGCAGCACAACGUUGAGCGAGGUGGCAGCGGCAAGCGGUGGCGCGGGCGGCGCGAGCGGGUUGCUGCCCGCGCCGCUCGACGUGGCCGCCUUCUGCACGGUCAGCGCCAACGCCACCUGCGGGCUGCUCGGCUCGGAGGAGUUCUGCAGGGAAAUGCCGGGGAAACGCGGAGUGGUGUGUGACGUUUGCGAAGGUCCAGAGAGCUCCUCCUCCAGACAGCAUCCAGCGGCAAGGGCUGCAGACGGCGACCCUGCCACCUGGUGGCAGAGCCCCGUCCUCACUGAAGGGGGCGACCAGCAUGUUGUCUUAGUGGCCACUUUACCUGGGAAAAUGGAGCUCCUCCAUGUGACCAUCAAGUCCGGCCCAUCACCACGACCACUGGCGUGGUCACUCGAGGUGUCGUCAACAGAGAACGGUGAUGACUGGCGCAUGGUACGCGCGUUUGGUGAUCGCGACCACUGCCGGAAGCUCUGGGACCUCAGGCCUGAGAGGCGGCGACGGAAAGUGAGGGCAGUGAAGAGAACCAGUAGAGCGGAGAAACCCUCGUGUUCGACCCAGUUCACAAGUCCACGGCCUUUGGAAAAUGGGGAGAUGCAUGUAAGCAUAGCUGACGGUGUGCCAGCGAGGAGAGUCAGGGUCUCCUUCCGGGCCGCGCACCCCUCCACCAGGCACCAGUACUACACUGUCCGGGACCUGACCCUGGCCGCCAGGUGCAUCUGUCAUGGACAUGCGGACCACUGCUCUGUGGACCAUAAGGGCGCGAAAUGUUCGUGCAUACACGGCACCUGCGGAGCGCACUGUCAGCGCUGCUGCGGCGCCGGCGCCUGGCGCGCGCACCGCGCGUGCGUCGAGCGCGCUGACGAGUGCUCGUGCGGCGAGCGUGGCGCCUGCUCCUACGACGACACCGGCGCCAUACUGUGCGUCAACUGCACUGAGAACCGAGCGGGUCCGCUGUGCGACCGCUGUCUUAUCGGCUACUACAACGUGCUGGCCGACGACCCGUGCGCGCCCUGCGACUGCGACCCGGAGGGCUCCGAUGGUUCAUGUAAAUGGGACAGAAAGCACCACCAAGUCCAAUGCGCCUGUAGCGCGGGGUUCACUGGCGCGCUGUGCGACAGAUGUGAAGGAGAGAACACGGUGUUCCCCAACUGUCUCGUGGAGGUCACCACCGCGGCGUGUAAAUGCGACACGAGGGGUAUCGUGGACUCGUCCAGAGCUUGCGAUGAUGUCUGCGAGUGUAAGGUGAAUGUGAUAGGCGAGCGGUGCGACACGUGCGCGCCGGGCUACUUCGGCCUCAGCUCGGAGCUGCACGACGGCUGUCGGCCGUGCUACUGCUCUCACGUCGCUUCCCAUUGCAUAGCCAACCCUGAAGCCGGAGAUGAUGUAUCCAUGCCGCUGGGCGACGCGUGGCUCAUCACCGACAGCGGCGCCGCGGACACGGUGGAGCCUUCCGAGGACGAGCACGGGAAACCGUUCCUCAUCAGCUAUGAGGUGGAGGGCUGGGAGUACUUCUACUUCACGAGCGCGGCGUACAGCGGCGAGCGCACGGCGGCGUACGGCGGGCGGCUGGCGGCGCGCGUCACGUGGGCCAUCGCGCGCGGAGACUCGGGCGGCAGCGCCACUGUCAUGCCAGACUACGUGCUGCUUGCCAAUGAUGGUUCGAGACUUUCUUACGGUAACACCAGCUACGAGUCUCCCGGGCUGACUGAGUUGAUCGCGCCGCUGGAGGAAGGCGGCUGGUACUCCGGGUCAGAGCUCGUCUCCCGAGGGCAACUCCUGGAUGUUUUGAGCAACUUGAAGGCUAUCAUGAUUCGGGCGCAUUUCCAUUAUGAUCAGGAUGAGGUACGACUAGACAGCAUAGAACUAAAGGGGUCUCCGAGCAAUAUCCGGGAAAUAUGCACGUGCCCUGUGGGAUACGUAGGCGCCCAAUGCACGGCGUGCUCCUGGACGCACGUGCGGCUGUUGCGUGCUCCGGGCUCUGCACCAGCGUUUGAGUGCGUGCCGUGUGCGUGCAACAUGCACGCGGGAUGCGAGGCAGUCGAUGGACCGUGUGGGCCGUGCCAACACAACACUACAGGACCGCACUGCGAAAGAUGUCUGCCGGGACAUUAUGGAAAUCCAGUUCAGGGUGGUUGUAAGCCGUGCGCGUGUCCAUUGUACGAGUCGUCGAAUAACUUCAGCCCAAACUGCGCGCUCGCGUCGGCUGAAGGCGACGAGUUCGUCUGCACGCAGUGUCCGGACGGCUACACCGGGGACCGCUGCGAACUUUGUGACUCAGGCUACUGGGGUUCGCCCACCACGCCGGGAGGAUCGUGCCGACCGUGUGAGUGCGGUGGCGGGCCCUGCCAUGCCGACAGCGGGAACUGCCUUGUCUGCCCACCGCAUACUGAGGGGGAGCGGUGUGAUCAGUGUCAAGAAGGCUACUGGGCGGGAGGUGCGAACGGCUCGUGCGUGCAGUGCGCGUGCGCGCGCGGCGCUCUGUCGGCGGCGUGCGACGCGCGCUCGGGGCAGUGCGCGUGCGCGCUCGGCUGGACCGGCCGCGCCUGCGACACUUGCGCUAAGACAUUCGGUGGUAUAAAGGACGGGUGCCCACCAUGCUCGUGCGGCGAGGCGGCGGCGACGGCCGAGUGCGACGCCUCCACGGGGGACUGCGCGUGCAUGGCGGGCGCGGCUCCUCCGCGGUGCCUCGAUUGCCUCGACGGGUACUACGAGUUGACACGAGACGGCUGCUUGAGCUGCAACUGCUCUAGUGCGGGCGCGGAGGGCAACGCGUGCGACAUCCGCUCGGGGCAGUGCCGCUGUCGGCCGCACGUCACCGGCAGAGCCUGCGACACUUGUGAGGAAGGCUACUGGGGGCUGGAGCAGGGCGGCUGCCGGCGCUGCGAGUGCGGCGCGGGCGCGGCGGCGUGCGACCCCGUGAGCGGGCUGUGCGCGUGCGCGGCGGGCGUGGGCGGCGCGCGCUGCGACCGCUGCCUGCCCGGCUACUACGGGUUCGGGCCCGCGGGCUGCUUGCCGUGUCCCGUGUGCGCGGACGGGCGCGUGUGCUCGCCGGCGACGGGGCGCUGCGUGUGCCCGGCGCGCACGCGCGGGCCCGGCUGCCAGCACUGCGCGCGCGGCUACUGGGGGCGCGCCGCCGGCUGCCGCCCGUGCGCCUGCGGCCCGGGGGCCGUCACUGACAGUUGCGACGUGAUCUCGGGCCAGUGCGAGUGUCGCAGCGGCUGGACGGGGCGCGACUGCGCGCGGUGCGCCGCGGGGCACUUCGGGCCGCGCUGCCGGCCGUGCGGCUGCCACGGGCCCGGCACCAGGGGCUGCCAGCAGGACGCGUGCGACUGCGACCAGACCGGCCAGUGCCCUUGCAAGGAAAACGUAGUAGGCGAGAAAUGUGAUAAUUGCAUAGAUGGCACCUUCGGCCUGUCGGAGACCAACCCCGUAGGCUGCACAGCAUGCUUCUGCUUCGGUCGCAGCGCUAAGUGCACGCAGGCGGAAGUGACACGAGCAGCGCUGCAUGCUGCUACUCCUCUACAUCUCAAGCUUUUGAGGGGAGACAUUGUUAAUACUGCUACGAUGGACAUAGAUUCACCAUUCGCAGUCCGCACCAGCCUGCAAGAGGCCACCAUGCCGCUGCCCUGGCCGCCCGCGCCGGUGUACGCCGAGCUGAACGAGCUGUUCCUCGGAGACCACGUGCUGUCGUACGGAGGAGCGCUCCGGUUCCAAGUCGAGGAGGAGGGCGGGGAGGCGCUGCCGCAGCAUGUGUUGAUGAGGUUUCCGCUUGUCAGCAUUUAUGGGAAUAGCAUCAUAUUGGACUACUAUGAGCGCGUACCAGCUAUUAACGGUUCCCACGCAGUUUACCUCCACGAGUCGCUAUGGGAAGUCCGGCCGAGGGCAGGGGACCGCGGCCGCACGAGAGGGCCCGUGGUGGCGUCGAGAUCAGCUCUCAUGCUGGGCCUCACCGACAUACAGCGGCUGCUGGUGCGACUGAGCACCCGCGCACCCGUCGCUAUAGAGCCUUUGCAUGUGUUGUUGUUAAACGUGUCGCUAGAGACAGCAAUAGCCGGCCUCACUCGCGGAGCCCCGGCGCCGGGCGUGGAGCGCUGCCUGUGUCCCCGGGGCUACGACGCCGCCUCCUGCCACCGGCCCGCCGCCGGGUUCUGGAUGCCGCCCUCCCCCCCACAGCUGCACCACGUGGCUGGCACCAUUGUCAUCAACGUGGAAGGAACUGCGAGACCGUGCGAGUGCAACAACAGGGCUACUGAAUGUCAUCCGCGGACCGGGCACUGUUUGAAUUGCACCCACAACACGGCGGGUGCCAAGUGCGAGCGGUGCGCGGAGGGCUACCACGGCUCGCCCGAGCUCGGCUGUGAGCCGUGCCCGUGCCCCGCGCGCGACCGCCCGCGAGCUACCUCGUGCGCCGUGGCGCACGGCCGGAUCAGGUGCUACUGCCAGACUGGCUAUACGGGCCCGAAGUGCGAGUCGUGCGCCAGCGGCUACCGGGCGCGCGGCGACGAGUGCGUGCCGUGCGCCUGCGACGCGCGCGGCGCCGCGUCCCCGCGCUGCGACGCGCACGCCCGCUGCCGCUGCCGCGCGCACGCCGCCGGCGACCAGUGCCAGCUGUGCGCCGCGCCGCGACACUACCUCACCGACGACGGAUGUAGACCUUGCGACAACUGCACACAAACACUGUUAGACACAGUCGAAGGCCUCAUGAGAGACCUGCACUUACAAGUGGAUCCAAGAGAACUGAACAGAAUACCUCAACCCUUCCCCGCAUUACGUGAAUUCGCUCAUAAUGCAUCCGUACUACAAAUCUCACUUCAACAUGUUAAAGGAAACUUGGAGAAAUCAAAACAUUUAGAAACUUCUAUAGCUAAUUUAGAAUCGACAGAGCAUGAUCUAUUUACGACAGCAAACAGAGUAAAAACUGAUGCUUCUAGAAGAGAACAAGAGGCUCAUUCUCUAAGUUUAGAAAGUAUGAGUGGUUUGGAAGAGGUGUUAAAGCAAAGAGGUAUAAUUGGAGAACAAGUUGCAGGAUUAGAUGAUUUCGCUAGAGGAGAAAAACAUUUAAGCGCACACAGAGCUUUGAAAGAAGCACGCAGAUUAUUGAAGUCCAUUAAAGAAUUGAAUUUGAUUGGCGCUAUUGCUGGAGCCACAGAUGUAUCCGAUUUGGCUAAUAUGCAAUCGACGUCAAUUCAAGAAUUCAAUUACCGUAUAGAUGACGAGUUGAAAAGGAUUCGCCAACUACAAAACAAUCUUGAAGAGUGGGAGAGGAAGGCAGAAGAUGUCCCACAACUCGCUGAGACUGUGUGGAAUUCGGGAGACAUAGUUGUUGAAUUAAAAAGACGAGUUGUACCAAAAUUGACUGCUGUUAAAGAUGUAGCACUGAGAUGUCGACUAGUUUUAGAGGACAUCACCAAGCUGUCUAUUCGUAAUCUUACCGACGAAAUACGAGCAGGACUUCUGCAUACCCACAACUUGGCCGUCGGAUUCCCAGCAAUUCUUACUGACCUCCAGAAUCUGACAGCAGCUGCUGAAGAGAAAGAGGGGAUAUUAUACAAUCUUACACCUAAAUACAAGGAGAAAUACUUGGAUACAGUCGUAGCCCAUGUAGCAAUGCUGGGGGAAAAGGCCAAAGAGUACAAAAAUCUGUUUGCUGGAACACGCACCGUUGCUUCUGCUGGCGUGCAAGCGGCUAGAGCGUGGGCUGAAGUGGCUGAAAGAGUUCGGGAUGCUUCUGCAGCCGCUGAUGCCGCUACUAUCGCCGCCGAUAUGGCUUCUAAGCUUGCUAGAGGACCACAGCCAUUGCUAGCUACAGCUGAUGAAGAAAAGUCAACCUCGGAUAUAUUGAAAACGCGAGGAACGAAAGUUUUGUCAAAGGCUGACGAACUUCGCCGUGAGCUGGAAACGGCACAGCGCGGCACCGACGCAGUCAGCGUUGGUCUCCGAGGGUUGGGAUGGCGUGAAAGAGCGCUCGCGAGCGGCGCGGAGAGCGGUGCGGCGAGCGGCGCGGGGAACAACGCCGUGCCGACGUUACGAGUCGCGAGCACGCAAGCCGAACGAGUGUUCGCGAGCACUCGUGCGUUAUACGACGAAGCGGCCGAGACCAGGAGGAAAGUGCGGUACCAGUUGAGACGGAACCUUGCUGCUUUGCAGAGGUUGGGAGACACUGCGUUGGGAGCUGCUGAGGAACACGUUUCGCAGAUCCGCGGCAACACACUGCGCGGGCGGGAGGUGGCCGAAGCGCUGGCGGCGGCUGCGGCGGCGCGGGCGAGGGAACACGAAAGCGCUGCAGCUUCACUGAAUCCAGCUUUUCUAGCGCUGAGAGAGCAAAUACAACGAGCGAAACACGCAGCUUCUUCGAUAUCAGUGUCAGUGACAUCCCCCGGAGCCGCUGGUGCCGGCUGUGCGCGCGCCUACUCCGCAUGGACCGGCCCGGCCGCUACCAGAGCUACCCUGGCCUUGAGCUUCGAGGCUGUCGUACGAGAUGGCACACUGCUAUACCUACCUGACCAGGAGGACACGGGCCGCUACAUGCGUCUAGCCGUCGACAAAGGAAGACUGCAGCUGCGGUGGAACGUCGGGGGAGGCGAGGGUGUCAUCCAACACCCUGAGCUGCUGCAGCCGACGCUGGACGACGCCGACCACACCACCUACCGUCUGCACAUAGAGAGGGUAUGGGGAACUGUCAAGCUUCGCGUUGAGCGGGCGGGAACACCCGCUAUCACUUCCACCAACAGCACAGCAGUGGCUCCAGGGUCGGGGCUCCUGCGGCCGGCGUUGUGGUGGCUUGGAGAGACGGGUGCUUCGCUGCCGGCCUGCGUCCAUUCAUUGCAUGCCGACCAUGGAGCGAUAGGGCUUUGGGCUUUUGCGAAGCAACCGCCUACUGCAAAAUGCAUUGGCUGCACACAGAGAUGGUACAGCGACUCCCGCGGCAGCGAGGGCAUGGUGUGGAUGGGCGGCGCCGGCUACGUGGCGCUGCGUCGCUCGCGGCGACCGUCCGACCGCCGGCGGUUCAGCCUCGCGCUCACCUUCCGCACCACCGACACCGAUGCGCUGCUCUUCCUCGCUCACGACAACGCUAACAAUCGUUCAGUAUCUGUGUGGGUGCGCUCCUGUCGCGUGGUGUUCCUGGUGCAGUACUCGGAGUCCAGGCUCGAGAUCACGGCGGGCGGGCGCCACUGCGACGGCCGACCGACUCAUCUGCAGGCUACGAGGGUCUUCAACGGCCUUGAGAGAGGCAGUCUGCGCGUGAACGGCGAGGAAACCCUCGGGUCUCCCUCUCCUCCGGUGCAGUCCGCGGCCUCCCUGCCAGAACUGUCCAGCUCCACGUACUGGGUCGGAGGCCUGCCUCCCGAGGGCGAAGGCCUGGGGUACGAGUCCUUGCCGUUGCUGGGUUGCGUCGGCGGCAUCAUGGUGGACAGGGAGGGUUAUGACCUGAUGGACACUUCCACCAGAUAUGGAGUUGAACCGGGAUGUGCUGCUAGGCCACUUCGUUCAGCUGUAUUCGAAGGUGCCGGUUUCAUCGAACUCGCGUCUCCAGUGAUUCGUCGCAAGACGUCCAUCGGCAUAUCGUUCCGUGCCAGAUCCCCGACCGGACUGGUACUCUACAGAGCUCCCACCAUCGUAGUGGAUGAUAACGAAGUUGACGAUGAAGAUGGAGAUGAUAAUCAUUAUCUUGUCUUAUCUCUUCUAAAUGGUGAACUGGAUCUAAUGGCCAACGCAGGUAAAGGAGAACUAAAGCUGAGACUCAACGGAACUAAACUAGAUGACGGAGUUUUGCACACCGUGCGAUUAGUUCGGGUUCAUAAACAGAUGGAGGUCUGGGUUGAUGAGAAGCGCGUCGGUGUGGGUGCAUUGGCCGGCGGCGCCUUCGCGGCGCGGAACCGUGGACUGUACUUAGGAGGUGUUCCCGCCACGCACUCGUCGGGGCUGCUCCUGCCUGCUGGGGCCUUUACUGGCACUUUGGCUGACGUCAUUGCUGAUUCUACUUGGCUAGGCCUGGAGACAAGCGUCCGGCGCGGUGGAGUGAGGCUGGGCCGAGCGGACGGCGAGCUGCGGGACGCGCUGACGGAGCCCAGGGCCCUGCAAGCGCAGCCCGAUGCGGACACUAGUUGUGCUAAGAUGUCCUCGUAUACUGUAGAGGCGGGUGCGGUAAAAUUCGGAGAUGUGACGGGAAGUUACGCUACUUUACGGAUCGGACGCGAAAGCAAAGACAAGGGGGCCAAAGGAGAGUUCUCUUUUACUCUGCAGCUGCGAACAUUUGCUAGUGAUGGACUGAUGAUGCUCCUACCUGGUUCUAAAAUGAAGCCGAAGCACUACACAGUGCUACUGAUACGCGAAGGUCGCCUGCGGCUAGUGGUCCGCGGCAGGCGACGACGGGAGAUCACACUAGCCGCGGCGAGAAUGGAUGACGGAUUGUGGCAUUCUGUGACGGUGCGCAUAUCUCGGAGCCGCAUCGUGCUGUCGAGUGCGGGCGCGGCUGCCACCGCGCGCGCGCCGCCACACUCGCGCGCCGCGCGCCUGUACUUUGGGGGACCGCCGCCCGAGGCGCUCGUGCCUUAUGUUCCUAACUCAAUCCUCCGCGUGGGCGGCUUCGUGGGCUGCAUGCGGCGGGUGACGGUGAACGGGCGCGCCGAGGACCUGGUGCGGGACGCGCGCGCGCACACGGCGGUGGGGCAGUGCUUCCCGCACAUCGAGAGAGGCGCUUACUUCGCAGGUGACGCAUACGCAGAGUGGGCGGGAGGGUGGAACGGCGCGGGGGAGGGUAUCGAGGGCGAGGAGGGGGAGUCCGUGGAGCUGAGGCUGCAGUUCCGCGCGGCGAGCGGCUCCGGACUGUUGGCUGCUGUGGCGGGCGCCUUGCUUGAACUGAAGGACGGGACGGUGGUGCUGUCGCUGGGCAGCGCGCGCGUGGAGUCGAGCGCGCGCGCGUGCGACGGGCGCUGGCACGCCGUGCGCGCGCGCGUGUCGCGGCAGAGCGUGUGGCUGGCGCUGGACGCCGCGCCCGACGAGCGCGCCGCGCCCGCGCUGCUGCCCGCCGCCGCCGACAGCGCUCUGGACGCGCCGCUGUACGUGGGCGGACUGCCGGAAGGAGCAAGCGAGCUGGCGGAAGGGCGUGAGAACUUCAAAGGUUGCGUCCGUGACGUCAUAGUGGGGGGCACGGCCCGGGAGUGGAAACACGCGCGGUCCAUCCAUAACGUGCUGCUGGACUCCUGCCCCGUGGCGCAGUGAUACAGGACUUAUACACUGGUGUAUUUUAGAUGAAAGAAAUAUUCCAAUCAUGCAUACUAAUGGUAGGUGUCUACUGAUCCGCAUCGUAUGUUCGGACGCAUCGCAUCAAACGAAAUUUUAAUUUUAAGGUAGAAAAAUUCCAUUCGAAGCGAUCCGUAGGAUACGGAUCACUGGACACUUUUUUAUGACUUCCUAUACAAAUUGGCAAAUUCGUUCGUAACACUCCCGAUGAUACCUACGCGGGGCCGGGAGGUGGUGGCUAUGACAGAUAAACCCACAACUGAUGCACCCCACGUCCAGCCUCUGCCCCGCACGCACGACUACACACCCGCGCAGUCAUUCCCUCCCCGUCGCCCGCAUAUCAUGGUAGUGUCAUCAACGACCUUGCCAAACAUUGUGUGGACGCCUUAUGGCAUAAUUCACAUUAAAUACAGUGGUGCACUCGUACCUAUUAUGUCAAAGUUUUUACAAAUUAAAGUCAAGUCUACGUAAACGCUUUUGUAAAUGUAAAUUUGUAUAAUCAAAGUCGAGACUUGAAUCUGUAAAUGAUAUUGAAUCAAAGUCAAGGCGAUGCGAAGAGUUCUUCGUAAAUUAUCGUCGAACCAAAGUAGAAUUUAGGCAGUCUUUGUAUGUCGAGGACUUUACACCUUUUUUACGACUAACUGACAUAUUUACUUGUAGGACUGAGUUCCUAUGUCAGUCACACAUCCAUUUACCGACUUCAGUAAACAUUACGAACAGAUGCAUAAUAUAUUAUUCUAUAAGCGAACGAGGCUAUGUCUAGAGGCUGAUAUACUUACUGCAUUUUGUAUAUCAAUAAUUAGGUAUAUUGUAAAUAAUUUAUUCAUAAGCUUUAUAAUAAAUCUAAGCAAGUAGUCAUAUUUCAAGUACAAUUACAUACUAAUUAUCUGUGCCAUUCCUUUUAUUUGCUUCAUAUAAAAUAAUUGACGCCAUUUUUAAAAUAGGACGAAUGUGACGCCACGCAACUUGACGCCAUGCGUCUGCGAUGUACAUCGAAAUAUUAAUCAACAUAUUCUAUCGUCACUUUGUUGACCUCCGAUCUAAAUCACUUUGACUGGAAGCUCAUACCUUAAUAAUUAGAAAUUUCUACCUUUAUUAGAAUAAAGGUCCUGUUAUUGCAUACAAUUGAAAAUUAUGUUAACCAAAAUGACAGUUGUUUCCGCAGAUACAAUAAUAAACAGAGAUUUCCUUGGUUUCUCGGUAAAUUAAAGUUGUCAAAUAAUUGAAUAUUUCAUACGCAAUUGUUAUAAUUUUUGAUCAAACGUAUUAAAUACUCAUAUAAUGUAAAUAUAUGAUAGUACUAACAUCAAGCAGUAUUCGUUUUCUAAUGUAAACUGUAAAUAUAUUAUAUUAUUAAGUAAUUCGUGUGAUUAUUAUAAAUUAUUGCAAAGUAAAUAGAUAUAACAAUAGCUUUAUAAAUAGGUACUUAAUUAAACUUCCAUAUAACUCGCAUGCAUGUCUUUUUAAAUCAGUGAAUGUUGACUGUACCUAAUAGUACAAAAUUAUAAAAAAAAAAAUUUCACUUACCAUCAUUUUUGGAUUUGAUAACUUGCAUUUAAAAAGUUUUAGUCAUUAGUAUAAAUAUUAAAUGUAUUUCUUAUGCUAAUUAUUGUAAUUGGAAUAUGUAGGUUGGGCAAUCUAGUUUUGUUUAAUGAAAUUGUGAAUGUUGUACAUAGGUAAUGAUUUGCUAUACAGCUUUAAUAGAUAAUUGACAGUAACACUAUACAUAUACUUAAGCAUUUUUGUAAGCUACAUUUACGUACAUCUUUUAUUUAUCAUGAUACGUCUGAUAUUCUGAAGUUCUAAAUAAAUUGCAUAUAGAUGGAUGAGCAACGCAAAAUACAAACGAUUUUCCGAUACACCGUUAAGGUGAUUUAUCCUGCCAACCUCGCCAUGAUCAAUACAUAAUUUAGCUAAUCAAGGUACGCUGAAAUUGCCCAGCAAAUUAAAAAACAAUCAGAUUGAUACUUUCAAUUUAAUUUUUUUAGUAGAAAUUUGGUUUAAUUAGCCGGGCGAUUAGUUUCAACUUUUCUACCGACCAUGAUAUGUCCUUGGGCCUCGUGGUGGUUGGGUGAUAAAUAUUUUAUAAAAAUAUACAGCCCAAAAGAAAGCUCAUGAAUAGGUUUAUGUAGAACAGAAACUUAAUUGAAAUCAAGUGGUAACCUUGUCGGAAAUAUUGAGGGGUUAUGAAAAAAAAUUGCUUAAAGACUCAUGGACGCGCCACAAUUACUAAAUAUCCACGCUUCGUGACGCCACGCUACGCGGCAAUUUGGGUCAACAAUCAGUGGCUUCAGUUUUAGCGAAAAUCGUGGCGUCAAUUUCAAAUUCAAUUAACUAAUAGGCAGGGUGUUGCCAUAAAAUAUUCGAAGCUAUGAAUAGCAAUAAAGUUUCACUCUAGAAAAUAAGAUUCGUGUUCAAUAGUUUAAAACAUAAAAUACUUAAGUUUAGUGUAAAUAAUAAUUGCCGUAUUUAUUGUAAUUUGUAUGAGAUUCGUAAAUAAAAGCCCACUUUGGCAAUAAAAAACAUUUAUUUUCUUUUAUUCAUAAGUGUCAUUACAUCACAAACCGCUUCCACGUUAUUGGUUUAUGACUCGAAGGAGUUUUUGUUAAUGUAUUUUUUUUAAUAAAGCAUUAUAUUUUAUUCGUUAUAAUAUAUGGCUACAAUUAAACAAGUAACAUCUAAAUUAGCAAUCAAUUUUUGCAAUAAAAUUUAACAAAAGACUUAAAAAAUUGACACGGUUUUCUGAAAAAACAAAACGUUUCAAAUGGGUAAUUAAUUAAGGGUAAGAAAUAACUAUCUUUUUCCAACGAGCCAUAAAUCAAUCAGCCCUAUUGCCCCCCUGUCAGAAUCCCCGACCCUUAGCAGUAAUCCAUACUGUCUUAGGAUGCUUUCUGGAAAAUUUUGCAAUUAAAGCACACAGACUAAAGAGCAAAAAUAGAGGGAGCGAAUAAAGAGUAUCGUAUACACACAUAUAACGGCGGAACUAAACUGUAAAAUUGGAUUUAUGUGGGUUUAUAAUUAUGUAAAAUUUUAUAAAGCAUUUAUCGAAUGUGCGUGAGUCAAGACCACAUAGCCCUGAUAUGAACAAUAAACGAAUUCUUACCAAUUUCAAGCGAUUCAUAUAGCUUUAAGUACAAUUUUGAACACUACAUAAAUACAUAAAUAUUUUUAACCCUUAAUUGCCUUCCUUAUUGACCUAUCAAGACAAGUACUGUCUGUUUACCAAAAUGCGCGACGGGGAAGGGGAGGGUUAAUUUUAAAACCGUUCGCUUGUCAGUUCACCUCUAUAAAUUCACUUUAAUCUGUAUCUAAAGAUAAAAUUA